AUGUGGGCAAACAGCCGAGAAUAUGUGCUUGACAAACAGCCGUCCUACAGAGGAAGAACAUCUCUGUUCACCAACAAACUGCAGCUCGGAGACAUUUCACUGAAACUCUUCUACGUGACGUUUUCUGACGAGGGCAUGUACAGAUGUCUUGUCCCACAACUAGGUCGAGAAGCUUUUGUUAAACUUGUUGUUUGUAUUGUCUCCACCCCAGUUAUUUUGGUGAUGUCUGAGAGAAGCAGUGCAGUGGAGUUACAGUGUAAAUCUGCAGGCUGGUAUCCAGAGCCUGAGGUGUUGUGGCUGAACGGUGAGGGAAACGUCCUCUCUGCUGGACCUACAGAGACAUUCAGAGAUCCUGAUGACCUCUAUACUGUCAGCAGCAGAGUGACUGUGGAGAAGAGACACAGCAACAAGUUCACCUGCAGAGUCCAGCAGAACAACAUCAAUCAGAGCAGAGAGACACAGAUCAGAGUAGCAGAUAGACAUGUUAAUAAAAACCCUCUAUUGUGCCUCAUUUCACUUCCUUUAAUGUUUCCAGAUAUAUAGCUCACUGUUUUGUGUCUCAUCAUUUCAGAUGAGUUCAUCAUGAUCUCGCCCCAAGUGAAAAACCUUCUUAUGUGGAUGUUGGUCUUCAUUACUGUUGCUGUACUGUUUGCGUGGUGGCGUUGUAGCUGAAAUCCUGUUGAUGUCAAAUCUGGUGAUGAAUGUUGUCUACUCGGCGACAACAAUAUGCAAAUGUGUUUAUUUACUUAUUCUCACAUUUAGAAAAUAGUCAGUUUGCAUACAGCAGAUGAUCUGUGUAUGUUUUAUUAAUGUCAAAGACCUUUUGAACCCUCUGAAAUUCCAGAAUCUGCUGGUGGGUUUGAAGAAUGUAUUGUUUUGCUUUAUUUUAUUUUUUUAAAAGCCAACAUUACACCCUUUAUAAGAACUAGAAACAGGGAAAAAAAGCAAAGAAAAAAGCAAAGAAAAAAAUGUCAGAUUGCCAAUGUUCUGACGUUCCUUUAAGCAAUCAUGUAAGAUGUAUGGUUCAUUCAGAAAAGAUUUCAUUGAAAUCACUGUAUUCUUAAUGUCUCUUAAAAUUUGUCAAAACAUCAAUCAUUUGCUCCUACCAGAUUCUAUGAAAAAAAUAAUUAAAAAUCUGCAUUUGCAAUCAUUGCAAUGAAAAAAGGUGGAAAAAAUCAAUAGCUCAGCUGUAACCAAGAAUUAUGUGACAAAAAUUCUGGGACUUUUUGGUCGAAUUGGGCUGAACUGAAGUCAGUGUUUACACAGACCAGAUAGGAGAGAAGUAUGGAAGCAAAUGGGACAUUAAAGUAAUGAAUUAUCUGUAGCAUGUAGAGUCACAAUGUUUCCCCAGUAUCAGUAACACAUUCAAACACUUGGACAAAUGUUUUACAUUUUGUAGAUCAAAUGAUUAAUUAAAGUUUUGCUUUUUCUUUUUUAUGAUUUUAUGGCAUUCUAACUGAAAUGAAAAUAAAUCUGACUUUCUGCUGCA
This is a messenger RNA of Amphiprion ocellaris (clown anemonefish), 1489 nucleotides long. RefSeq names its product butyrophilin subfamily 2 member A2-like. The record is from RefSeq and is a predicted model, not a curated record. The transcript is spliced from 2 exons. Bases 1 to 543 code for a protein of 180 amino acids. Lineage: Eukaryota; Metazoa; Chordata; Actinopteri; Pomacentridae.